Messenger RNA from Paramuricea clavata, 2484 nucleotides. Lineage: Eukaryota; Metazoa; Cnidaria; Anthozoa; Malacalcyonacea; Plexauridae. The record is from the annotation of a GenBank genome assembly.
UUUCUAUAUAAUAAAGCGGACUGGGUUGGUCUACGCAAACACAUAAAUGAUUUUAGCGAGUCCUUUGUCAGUAUAAACUUAUUAGACCCUGGUAAAUCUGCCAACUAGCUCUGGGAUUCAUUUAAACUUGAACUUGAAAAGAGCAUCAAGAAAUACAUCCCUUCCAAAUCUGCAAAGCGAAGAAAUGGGCUCCCCUAUAUGACUACAGAAAUCAAACGACUAAUGAAAAAGAGAGAUAAACUACACGCCAAGAAAGACCCAACGUACAAAAAGUUGAAACAUCUGGUGCAGAAGAAAUUGCGGGCUGCAUAUUGGCUAUACAUCGAAGAUGUCAUUACUCCUCUAGACAGUACCGACACAUAUAAGGCCAGCAAGCGCUUCUGGUCAUUUAUCAAACAUUCAAGAUCCGAUAUAACUGGUAUGCCCCCUUUGAAACACAAUGGUCUAAUGGUGACAAGUGCUGUAGACAAAGCAAAACUAUUAAAUGACACUUUUUACUCAACAUUCACUUCUGCACCUGGCAAUUCCUGCCUUCCUCAUCAUACAUGUAGCCCGUAUCCAGACAUGCCAGAUAUUCACAUCAGUGUUGAAGGAAUUACCAGACUUCUCCAAAAUCUUAAACCACACAAGGCUGCAGGACCCGAUGGCAUCAGACCACGAGUAUUAAAAGAACUAGCUCCAUCUAUAGCACCCAUUCUCCAAUUGAUAUUCACCACCUCGCUCUACAAUCAUGCUAUCCCUGAUGACUGGAAGUUGGCCUUAAUUACACCAGUUUACAAAAAAGGAGAAAAGGACUCCCCAAAAAACUACCGCCCAAUAUCACUUACCUGCGUAUGCAGUAAACUGAUGGAACAUAUCAUAACAUCUAACAUGACGACACACUUCGAGCUACAAAAUGUCCUUUACCAGCUGCAACAUGGUUUUAGACGCGGUCGAUCUUGUGAGACACAGUUGCUUGAGCUUACAACAACUCUUCAAGCAAACCUUAACGCGAGAGCGCAGACAGAUCUUGUAAUCAUGGACUUUUCAAAGGCCUUUGACAAGGUCUGCAAUAACAAGCUCCUAGCAAAACUGGACUUCUAUGGUGUACGAAGUGAUAUUUUGCAUUGGAUAUCGUGCUUCCUUGAUAGUCGUCAGCAGUGCGUUGUAGUCGAUGGAGAACAGUCCCCAUAUCUCCCAGUCCUCUCUGGUGUUCCUCAAGGCUCCGUUAUCGGUCCAAUCUUGUUCCUUGUGUACAUAAACGAUCUCCCGGAAUACGUUCAAUCCAAUGUACAUCUCUUUGCUGACGACACAAUUAUGUAUCUGGCAAUUCACUCAGAAGAUCAGUGCGCUCAACUACAAUCAGACCUAGACAACCUACAAUCAUGGGAGAAUGAUUGGCUAAUGGAGUUUAACUCAGACAAAUGUGAAGUCCUACGAGUAACGCGCAAGAAAUCAGUGAUCCAUCAUGACUAUACUCUCCACGGCAAAGUCCUCAGGUCCGUCACAAGUGCCAGGUACCUUGGAGUACAAUUAUCACACGAUUUAAAGUGGAACUCUCACAUCAGCAAUGUUACUGCCAAAGCAAACCGUACUCUAGGGUUUCUGAAAAGAAAUCUGAGGGUAAAAAUUUGUGAACUCAAGCAAAAGGCCUAUGUUAGCCUUGUACGCCCCCAGCUAGAGUACUGCUGCAGCGUUUGGGAUCCCCGACGCGGAGUUGAAAACAACGGUUCAUACAGAGUGGAGAUGAUUCAACGCAGAGCGGCGAGAUGGACCCUAGCACGCUUUCAUCCACUGGCUAGUGUUACUGAAAUGCUAAAUGAACUUGGGUGGCGCUCUCUUGAGGAAAGACGCAUUGACGCUCGUCUAGUCCUGAUGUACAAAAUUGUCCAGGGCCUUGUACCAGUCAGCUGUUCAAAUCUUCUUCGUCCUGCAUUAAGAAGAUCUCGAAAUACCCAUGAACACUCAUUCCUACCUAUAGUCUGCAACACGUCCUCCCACUACCUAUCCUUUUUCCCAAGAACAAUAAACCAGUGGAACAGUAUUCCUUCAAACAUUUUUUCAAAUUGUGACACAACUGACACUUUUCGUCAGCGUAUUUCACAACUGUCUCAUUCUAGUAAUGUUUAGUGUGUUAUUGCGACCCUCGGCCGAGCUUGGGGAUCGGGGGCUCUGUUUGGGGGUUUGAUCGUCAAUAACGCACAUGCUACCAGACAAAUUCAAUUUCCCUUGGUGACUGUGCCUACGUGGCGAUCGGGCAUUCUGGCGGAGCUCCUGAUCUCCGAUCUCGGCUCGGGACCGUUCUAGGGUGUUUUUGUUUUUAGUGUUUUUUUUUGUUUUUUGUUUUUUUUUAUCUGCUAUUAUUUAACUUUCUAUCAUAUUAACUUUAAAUAGCUUAUUAUUAUCAACUUUUUCUUUGGGUUAGCAACAUGUAUUCUGCUGACCCCAGUAAAUAAUCCUCAUACUGAGGGGUGUGCUGUACUGGAAGAUAGAUAGAUAGAUAGA